This is a messenger RNA of Purpureocillium lilacinum, 2304 nucleotides long. The record is from RefSeq and is a predicted model, not a curated record. Lineage: Eukaryota; Fungi; Ascomycota; Sordariomycetes; Hypocreales; Ophiocordycipitaceae.
AUGUCGCACACCACUCCGCUCACGACGGUGUGGCAGGGCUACAUUGCGUCGACCCUUGACGCUCUGCUACUUUUCGAAUGCGCCUUAAGCGGUCGUAUCAGCCAAGUUUCUCGUCGCCCAAACGACAGAGAACGACAGGACCUCAUCAAAAGUGGCAGUAUCUUUAUCUAUCAGGAGAGCGCGACUGGGAUCAAGCGCUGGACCGAUGGCAAGUCUUGGAGCCCAAGCAGAAUCCUGGGUAACUUUCUCAUCUAUCGGGAAAUGGAUAAGCCUUUUCCACCAGGCCAGAAGAAGCGUGCCAUGAAACGAUUGGCCUCGGGCUCGCUUGGCGGCUUGACCAACUCCAACGGCAGAUUGCAUUCGGACAACGGCGACUUUCCCUCCCAUGCGUCAGAACAAGCGAGACACCUUCGUCUAAUUAUUGGCUCACUAGUAGACUCGUUUUCUUUUAAGGAGAAUGGCCUUGUCAAGAAAACAAUCAGUAUUAAGUAUCACAAUGUCUCGCACCGCAUUAUUAGCUACUACAGUGUGGAGGACGUCACUCAAGGGAAGCUCCCUACGCCAUCUCGGGACCAGGGAUUUCGAGAUCUUAUUCCCCGUGCCGAGCUCACGACCUCUCAAAAGUUUCGAGCCUCCUCCGACAGGGUCGAGCGCAGUUCGAAAGAAUUACUGGCUACAAAUCUGGGCGAGUUUGUGGGCUAUAGCAGCGUUUGUCCGGGAAUCAAUAGUUGUCCCUUGCAACUCAUGUCCGCCACUUCUUACGAUGCUCCUCACGGAGCACGCCCUGCCUUUUCCGACAGCCACGAGCCGCUUCAUGAUGGUCAAUUGACCCAGGGCGUAUCAGGAACCUCACCGACACUGCAGCCACUGUCGUCGUCAACGUUACUUCCGGUCCCAGCGUCCAUGCAUGUGCCAAGUUCAGCGGGUGUAUUCUUCGCUCCGCAACUUCAGGGUAAUUACGCACACAUGCUUCACAAUUUAGAAACUCGGGGCGGAUCGGAACUAGGCUAUCGAAGUGAUCAUUUUCCGGAAAUAUACCCACCACAAUUGCAGUGUCUUGGGGUCAAGGUUGAGGGCGGCGUCUUGGUUGGCGGCAGUGGCAGUACGUAUCCGUACAGGAAUUAUGAUGCGGGCAAUGGUUCGGCUGUUGAUUCCACGGACGGUCUUAAGGAAGUUACUGUAGCAAUUCACUCGGCAACGCGAUUCAUUGUGCGUUGGGUGACUGAUGACACCCAACGGGGAGGAAACUUCCGCCACUUGGCAUUGCAACGUUUGCAGUCGGGUCAUGUUAUCACGCAACUCAAGGUGGUCUCUUCCUUUCCUUCGCGGCAAGUCUUUGCCCUUCAUUUCCUCUGGCAUGAUGGACACCUUAGUAGGUACCUACCACAGAACGAGACGUUCAUGGUCCUUAAGGAGGCCUUGAGACCGGUCACUGGUGCUCAUCUUGGCAGGCAAAAGGUGACUGGGUCAUGCAAGGAUUUGCGCGCUACGGUGCUCCGCUCUCACCUGGGCCGCCGAGAGACUAGCCUGAGGGGACACCAGUCGAGACCCUUGAAUACCUACCAUGGCCAUCGCUCAGACAAAUGUCCAUAUAUAAUGCACCAAUGCCCUCUAUGCGAAAAUGAGGACCGUACAGAGACCCCCACGCAACAUCAGCCUUGUUUCGACACAACCCAACUCCGUUACAAGGGCAGCACAGUCUGCCAUAUCACGCACGCCGCCGCUGGCAUGGAGACACCGACGGAGGGUUACCGGCAAGCUUGCAACACCAUGUACCCGCCACACGAGCAAAUGCCUUCAGUAACUCUGCCGUCUGCAGCGCGAGCCUUUCGGACUCCCUCCAGCCUAGUCCCGCCAAACGUGACGACUAGAUCUGGCACUUUACGAGCUCCGGAGGCACCGAUGAGUGCAGGCGAUAUGGACGACAUUGACUGGCCAACACACUUUUCCUCGACGACUCUCGACAGACAACAGCCGAGGGCCGAGAAAACCAACGAGCUCUUGGCAGGGUGUAUCGUGAUGCCAGAGUCCUACGCCGAUUCACGGAGUCAGGAGGAAAAAGGAUCAUGCACAGCAACUGAGGAUCAGGAUCACGACGAUUCAUCACUCGGCCUCGAGACGAGUUCUGCUACUGAAAGUCUUCAAGAAACAACAACAACUCGCCAGCUGCGACCCAGGUUACCGAAUGGUAUACCACCGCCAAGAGUAGGCAUUACGAAGGAACCGCUACAUGGACAGAGGAGGUCACAACGUAGGAAUAAGAGGCUCCGGAGAGGCAUGAAGAGAGUAACCAGACAUCGUUAG